GAGUUUCAUCUACUUGGGUCGUGCGCGUACGUGCUCCUAGCGCUGGCUUCGCCCUAUGCUAAAUUAAUACAAAGUUUGUUAUUUGUUUGUUGAUAUUAACCUAAAAUUGAAUCAAAUCGCGCAAAAUGGGCGUGCUAAGUGUCGGUAGUGUACCAGGGCAGGCCCUUGCAGUGAUCCGCUGGCGAAUUAAACAGGAUUAACCUCAUUCGGGCGAGACUAGCAUUCCACCACUGCCUUCACUGAAGCAUGGUAAACAGUGGUCCAUUCGACUCAGACGGCGGCCAAGGGGAUCGAAAUGCGAAAGCCAGUUGCACGCAGCCACACACCGCCUCCGACAGCACGCAAUCAUCUAGCCCGGUCACGGCCAGCGUUGCCUCAUCGCGUAAAACCGGCUGCUCGCAAACAGCUGACAGCGACGCCAUCGGCCCGACGCCGACGAAGACCGAGUUCAACAGCGACAUGCCCCUCAAAAACAUCUCCGCCGACGACGACAACGUAGACGAAGAGGAAAAGUCCAGCCCGCCGAUGGAGACGGUGCGGGACGUGCUACCUCCGGUCAAGCCGACGCGGAAGCUGCUGUGCUUGUACUGCGACAGGACGUUCGUCAGCUCGAAUCUGCGACAGAAGCACGUGAAGCGCGUCCAUUCCGCGAAGAAAAACCGUCGCCUCAGUUCGCGCAAGCAAGGACAGAUCGCAGCGGCGCAAUGCGUUCAUUGCGACCGACUGGACGGGACCGAGAACACACUGACGGAUCUCUUCCAGCACCUUGUCAAUGAACACUCCAACAAGUACUUUGGGUGUAUUCCCUGCGAAGACAGAUUCCCUUCCGGGGCUGUUCUUGCGGACCAUAAUACCGAGUUCCACUUCGCUCCUCCGAUUGAAACCACCGUGAGGGAGACUCCCUCGAAGCUGACCAGAAGUCGGGUGAAACCUAAACCGAAUCCGCCGAAGCUGAAGGAGCUGCGCUGCAAGAAGAUGUCCAUUAAGAGCUCGCGCAUCGCGCUCAAGCGCCGCGAAAGCAAACGAAUACAAGCUCUUUCGAAGAUUCCGGAGAAGCGCAGGCCGAAACCUUCGGAGAAGAAACAGCCCGGUGGCAAGCCGGAGCAACCCCAUAGUACAAAAUCGACAGAGAAGACGAAGUCGAGCUGCGUGAACCCCUAUCCCGAAUUCGAUAACUUUUACCGCGUGAAAAAAAUAACCGACCAUUCCAUAGACAAUUUGAAGAUAAGCUCCUUGACAUUCGACGACGUGUUCGACAAGGCGUUCUUCAACCGAAUCAAGUGCAAUAUAGAGGAGAACCUGCUGCAUCACAUCGACGGGAAACUGUUCAAGAACGAGGAGUCGGAGACGAGGAUAUCAAACUUCGAGAAAAUCCCGACGACCCAGCAGGAAGUCCAGAACCCCAAUUCGGACAAUUACGGCUGCGAGCUCUCGCUCAACGCGGUCACUCCAGUGCCGUCGCUCUCUCUUAACUCCCAGUUCGGGGAAGAUUUCGAAUCGCAGAUCGAGUACGGAGCGAAACCCUCCAAGAAGAAGACACAGACAAAGAAGGACGAGGUGCAUUACAAGUAUUUCACGCGGCGCAAGUACCAGGCGUGCAUGAUGGAACAGAAGGAAAAUCGCGACCUCAGCAAGCUGGACAUGUGGACGCAGCUGGUGAUCAAGAACCGUCAGCAGAAGAUAAUUGACGAUAACAAGACCGCCAGGGAGAUCUUCGAGUACAGCACUUGCAACGAGUACCAGAGCAAGCUGAAGCGCGAAGAACUCAACAGAAUUUUGGACAGGCGCGGACCGUUCGAGGACCUUCGCGAGGAGGCCAGCAAAAAGGCCGCGUUGGAUAAGCUGAACUCUGAUGCCGAGGAUAGCAUCAGUCACGAGAGCUUCACGCACGUGCGGGAAGUUCUAGACGAGGUCCUGGCCAGAGUGUUCGCCGCGACAGAAAACGACGUGGAGGUCGUGGAGGAAAAACCCUCCACGAGCAAGAAGCAAGAUCUCAGGGAAAUUCCAAGUUAUUUGAACCUGCAGCUGUCUUCGUCACAGCACGGCGACAUCGAUAAAUCCGACAAGAUCACGUUGAUCUGCUCCUCGCAAGAAACGGAAAACUUUGAGCUGCCGACGAACCAGGUCCGGGGUAAGAACGAGCUGGUGGAAUUGUCUGGAGAGUGGGCGAGGAGCCGGAUGUACAUUUGCGCCGCUUGUGGUGCUAAGCUCCCCAACAUGAAGUACCUUUUGGAGCACAAGACUCUAUAUCACCAGAACGUCUGGGUGCAGCACUACGAGUUUGUUGGGAACCAGAGCGAGCUCUAUCGACAUCUGAGCAUUCCGGCAUUGGGCAAGGUCGGGGAGGUUGAGAACAGUGUGCAGUGCAAGUUGUGGAAGCGCAGUGAAGCUCGGGCAUGUACAAAGUGCGGGAAGCAGUGCAAUGCUCUCGGGGAAUUACACAGGCACGUUUUGGAGUGCGGGGGAGAUUGGACUUGGAUGCUGGCCAGGAAAAAGUGCAAAUACAGACCCUUUGGAGCUAAGUCGAGAAGGAAGAAAAGAGGUUUGGUCCAAAGAAUUCGACACAAACAAAAGACUGAUUCCACGGAGAAGAAGAAGUACAAGAAGACGUUCGAAGGUCCGAGGCAGCGUCCUAGUGACGCCGAUACAAUUCAGCGGAUGCUGGCAAAUUUACCUGCGAAACGAUCCACCAGAAAACUCAUAUCGCUCUACGAUGGCGUUUGCAGAGCUAGAAAGAAUAACCAAAUGCAACAGAACGUAAAACAGAAAAAAGUUAAAUGCGGCAAGGUGAUUUAUAAGAGCAGCAACAUGAAAGAAAAUACGGAGAAAACCAUCAACACCGCUAGGGUGGCGAUUCCUCAGAAAAGCAGCGGUUCCAGUAGAAGAUCGCUCAGAACUUUGAAUAGGGUGCUGUCAAGUAGGAUUUUAGAUACCAAUACUAAACUCACGGUGAAGCGGAAAAUGAAAGUAUUAAACGAGCGGAGACGUACCCGACAAUCCUUGGUAACGGAGGAGACCAAUGAAAAUAACGCCGAAGAUGGUUCGGAAUUAGCCUCCCUUGCCUCUCAGGAUAAAAAGCUCAAGAAAGAUAAACUUGAAUUAGCUCAAAGCACCGCUAAAAGGACGUCGCCAAGAAGCACGGCGAAAAACACAAAGAAAAUGACGAUGAAAAAGCUUCUGUCGGGAAAUAUUAAUAUAAAAUCAUUCUUCCCUGUAAAAAAGCGGGAAAACAAGAAAGCUUCCCGAGAAAGUAUAGCUCCUGGUGCCGAAAAUAAUGGUACAGAAACAAAAAGCAGAAGCAGGAAGUCUAAGGAUGCACUCGAAGAAAAUGUUGUAGAGAAUAUUCCCAAAAAAAGCAAAGACACGUUCGAAAAGCUGGUCCGAUCUCUAAGUAUGCGCAAGAAAAAAAUCCCGAAGUUGUCGCCACCCUCUGAAACUCUUGCAAGCGAAACCUCGAAAGAACCUUCUGCCGUCGAUAAACCUACGAAAGAAGACUUGGACAAAACCAACAAGAAACGCAAACUGAAACGUAGCUUUCGAAAUGUCAUCAAUAGGGUUAAGAGGCUCAAAAUAGAUAAUGCCUCCGAAGUCGGACAGGAGAUGUCUCGUACGAAAGGUACGAGCGAAACCAACGUCAAGAGUACUUUUUUAGAGGAACGUCAGCCGGAAAAACCAAACCUGCCGCCGCAGCCCGUGAAAAUUGUAGUCCCGUCAAACUUAGAAGCAAAAGAAAACACAGCUGACAUAUCAGAAACUGCCCACAUUGUGAUGAACCUUAGCGAAACAAAUGAAAGCUCCAUCAUGCCAGAAAAUAUCUUUAAAUUAGAAUCUAAUAACGAGAAGAACCUUCAAGCCAAAGGAGAAUUGAACUUCGACACGAAGCCAGAUAACAAGCAAAACAUCGCGGAAAACUGCACGAAAAUCACGGAAACUGACUUGACGAAGUCGGAUAAAACGCAACCUAUCACCAUAGAGACUUCUGAGAAGCCCAAAAUCGUGCCUAUGAUAUCUCCAAAUAUGAAGGGGAAGAUAAGAAAACCUGCUAGAGGUUUAAACGACUGUAUAGCUAUGUUAACCAAUAAACUCCAGCAAAAAACUACCGAAACUAUAGCCAAAGUCGGCAUUUUCAACUUGCUGCCUUCACGAAUCGCUCCCAAAGUGGUAGAAGAUCCACACCCUCCAAAAACUGAGUGCAUCUUGAGGAUACCCACUUUCAAAACACAAGAUACUGUUGAAGAAACCGCGCUAGAUCUCACCACCAAGCCGAAAAAUUCGUUUGUAAAUCCACCCCUAUUCGGCAAGGUUCAAAUCAGUAAUCCCCUGCAGAACUUGCUGUUACCAAACAAUUCUUUUCUACCUCCAAAAAGUAUUAAAAAAUGGAAUUCUGUCGAUAGGAUUAUAGAAGACGUGGUCGAGAAUAAAAAUUCCAAUGUUAGCGCAACAGAAAACGUUGUUAAAUAUAAACUUCCGGAAGAAUCUACUUUAAGAUCCUGGAACUCUGUCGACGAAAUAAUUCAGACUGUCGUGAGCGGAUAUCAAGUGGAAGAGCCUCGAGAGAGAUCUAGAACCACCGUUGACGACGUUAUAGAUUUUGUGGUGGCAGGAAAUGUAUAUGGCGCUGAAAGAGAUGCGACCACUCCGGAUAUAAAUACAGAUGCCUUGACAAAUAAAAUCAGAAAGAGCCGAUCAGUGAAUGAUUUAAAUCUGGUCAGUGAAAAGAAACUGAGUUCAGUUACGAAGAGAGAAGAGAAAAUAUCGACCACUUCGACAAUGGAAGAGGAGAUCGCUAGAAGAAGCGAAGCAAUUAGCGAUACCAUUGAUUUCGUAGUUUCAGGUGGUAGUUUUGACGUUCCUACUCCAGAAACUGCUAAGUAUGUUAUACAUGAAUCGAAAAGUAAACCUGAAAGGAAAAUCGGAUCUUUGCGAAAACAAAAGAAAAAAGUCUCCAAAAUAAGCAUAGUUGGUGCAGAAGAAACCCCUCCUAAGGUUGAAGCUGUUGUCUUGAAAGUAAAUCUCUGUCCCGCCGAUACUGAGGGUCAAAGUCGACAGAAAAAUGUCUGUGAUGAAAAUAAAGAAAUAAAAAGUCAUGUCGCCAGCAACAGUACCUCAAUCCAGUUAGAAGUCUCUGACGACAAAUCUAAUGUUACAAAAACCUGCGACAUCGCCGAAGAUGAUUCUCCUCUCAUUGAGAAAAAUGCUAAUAGCCUAUAUAGCAUUUCCGCCGACCCAUUAGAGCCAACCCUCAACAAGGCUUUCAUUCAGUCGCCAAAGGUUGAUUUGAGACACCUUCAAGUUAAUCGAGUCAACAGGACUUCAAGAAAAGUAGGUCAAGUCAGAAAGGGUUUAUCUAAACAAAGGAAAUCAAUUUCCUCAGAAAACAAACCAGUCCCUGCUGUAAUAGAGACACAUUUAGAUGACUUGCUUGAUAUACAGGAAAUGAACUGCCAGUCUGAACUGUCGGUUUCUUCCUUUAAGAUUAGCAGUAUCGCCUCGUCUAGUGAACUGUCGACGAAAGAUUUGAAACUUUGUAACGAAGAUGAACCUCGCAUAUUCGAAAACAAGGCUGUCAUAGAGUCCCAUCCAAGUGACUCUGACGAUGACAUUCCAUUGAUAUCACUGUUGAGGGUUAAUGAGAAAAACGCUAAUGAAAACGAAAGUGUUUCUGAUAAAGCUGAUCCCGAAAACGUUUCUGGUUUGUUAAUACAGGAACAAGGAACAUUUAAGGCAGCGAAUGAUUCUCUUGGUGAUCAGAAUAAAGACAGUGGUAUAGAAACUGAUAGGAGUGAAGAAAGUGGUUCUAUAGAUAGUGAGAAAAUAAAUGUAUUUGCACAAUUAUCUCUGAGAGGCAGUCCAGAACUGGGCUUAGAUUCAAUGAGCAAAAAUAUUCCAUUGAUUGAGGAUCCACUAAUUGAAAAAGAUGACGUAUGUAGAAGUGCAAGAACUUUAUGCACAAACAUUCAAAACAUUACUCCGGGGGAUAGUCUUGAACGAGUACCAGAGAAAAUCAACGAAAAAAUCUCACCGACUCGCGAAGCUACAAAUGAAAAAAGUGACUCUCAUGAAAAUUCAAUUACUUCAGGCAUUGUCAUUGGGAAGACUAUGCGCAAAGAAAAUAUUGAUGAAGAUUUCAAAGAGGAACCCAAUAUAAAUACAUCGACUACAAUUUUCAAACCUCCAGUGCUCAAGAUCAAGAAACCAGUUAGUGGCAAAACUAGAAAUUCAAAGAGUAAGAAAUCUAACUCAAAAACAGAUAAACGGAAAUCUGUAUCGAUAGUUUCACUCAAAUCACUUGAUCACUGCGAUAGCACUGACAUGCCUGAAGCUUCCACUCCUUGUAGAAACAUUCAGGAAACGGACUUGGAUGAUAUGGAGUCACUUCUAAAAUUGAAUAUUGACGAAAGAGUUUCUGAAUCAACAGAUGAAAUAGAUCAAAUCAAUGAACUUCUUCCGUCAAGUUCAAAAAAUUCUGGUGACAAAAUGAUAAUUAAUGAAAAUUACACGUUAUUAGAUGAUAUAGCAGCAGAGACAAAAUUGGCGGAUUCACACUCUGAAGUUAUGAAGAAUAACAAUAUUUUAAAAGGUAAUACUCAACACCAGCAGAAGAAAGUGAAAAGACGCUCAAAGUCAUCUAGAACUGUUGGAAGUAAACCAAAUAAAACGUCUCUUGAUGAACCAGAUUCAGAUGAAAUCAUCGAUUCACUGCCAUUAUCCAUUCUAGUCUCGAAAGACAUUCCACUAGUGACGGAUAUGUCACAAAGUUCAACCGAAACGGAACAGAGCAAACUCGAACAUAUCGAAGAAGAGAAAGAUCCUUUACCAUUGAAAACUGGUGUUGAAGCUAGAUCAAUAGAUUCAGCGAAUAUCCGUGAUCUUACAGAACCUCCCAUCACUCGGAAGAUAAGAAAAAAUAAGAGAAAGAUUGGAAAGCGAAUGAAGAAGGUUACUCCAAAACUAUUAUUAUCUAUUUCACAUAUAAUGGAAACAACUAACCCGGAUAUCCUUUCUCUCAACUCGGAACUGAAUAAAAAAUCUGAAUCCAUACUUUCAGAAACUUCGACCAAUUUAGAAUUUUCAGAAAUAAAAUCACAGACCGAUGUAAAAGGUGAAAUUCAUAGUAAUGAAACUAUGGAACUUUUGUUAAACCUUGAGGAAACUGACACUCGGUCUCUUCCUAAUAUAGUUGGCGAUAUAAUCUGUCAAAGUAAACUUGUACAAGUGAGUGGAAGUGAAAAAAUUCCGGAUCUUCCUGAAAACAACUCUGUAACUAAUACUAGAAAGAAGGUUCAGAGGAGGUCUAGGUCAUUGAAAAACAGGUCACUAUCUGAGCUUUCAGAUGGAGUAGACAUAAGUGGACCUGAAAAAUUGCAUUAUUCCGCUACUGAUUUUACAGAUGUGACUACAAAUAUAUUGCCAAAUGACGAAAACAGCAACAUUUUUACUAAAUGUAUAAAAAGAGAUAGAAAUGUUGAAUCAGAAGAUAAUGAGAAAGAUGAGAACAGCAAAGUCAAACAUGUUGACGAGUUUGUAGAACAACUAAAUGGGAAUCGAUCAAGUCCAAAACCGAAGAAAGCGAUCAAAAAUCGGUCGCAUUCCUGUAAAACUGUCUCUACCAACGAGAUUUCUAUCAAAAAUCAAACUACUGCUUUCAGAGAUGCAAAACCCAGUUUUAUAGGGGAACCAGUGGUUGACUUGGUUAGAUGUGAAACACAGUUGCUCAUUCCAACGUCAGAGCCAUCAAUUACAUUCCAAUCUGACAUACUUGAACCUCUCACUAUCAGUCUACAAAGGGAAGAAUCUCAGGUAUCUGACACUAGUGAUAUUGAUCACAGAAUAUCGCGGAAGAGAACGACUGACGUAAAAGCCAAUCACACCUCAGAUUCCAGCAAUGUUGGACUCACCGGCAGACCUAUUGAAACACUUGAACCCGAAAAAUUGGAAUCUGCGGUUGAGGUUUUAUUGAAAACACCUACUGAUAUUCUUCCCGGAUCUCAGAAGAAAGUUUCAGAAAUCACUAUUAAAGAAUCAGUUGAGCAAAAUUAUGAUGCAACAGAUAUGCUUACGCCCACAAAAAGAAGCUGUAGAUCACUUAAAACCUUGAGUGAUGAAUCACCUUUAAGCGAGUGCAAGAGCUCUGAUAGAGAAUUGUCAGAAUCUGACGUAGAAUUUAAAAUAAAAACACCUCCUAAGAGAAGUCCUAGGUCUCUCAGGAUCCGUAAUAUAAUCAACAAAAAUAAUACCACAAAUAAAAAUCAGAAUUCUAGUAAAGAAAGUAGUGAUACUAGGGUCAUACGGCAAGUGAAAAGAAAGGCCAAAUCUUCGAAAAAUGAUUUGGCAACUCCGUCAGAUGACUCAUUUGGCAAUAAGGAGAAAGUUGUUUUGAAAGUUGAUGAAACAGAAAUGGUUGAAUCCAACUUGUGUUUAAAACCAGAAGGAAAGUCUUGGGUAUCAAGGUCUCUUGAAAACAGUUUUGAAAUUUCUUUGGCUGAACCAAAAAACUCUAUUGAAAUAAACGCAGAAUGGACAGAACAAACAGAAACUCAUAUUGAUUUUUCAAAAGAAAAGCCAAGAUCUGAAACAAAUCCUCUAAUAGCUUUAGGUGAUGAAACUUAUAUUACCGAUAUUUCAAAUUCUAAAACUAAAGGAAACAGAAGAACAACAGAGUCAGAGGUAGAGGAAACACCAUAUCCUGCAGAUAUGAAUUUAGAUUUUAUAACAGUAAAUUCAGAACAAGUAGCAGCUUUGAAAAAUGAAGUAAUCGACAAUAUUAAUUCCCCUUUGAAUAAAAUUGUAGAAGGAACUAUCCAAAGUGGAAAAGAAGAAACAAGUACAAAAUUAAUCACUUCUCUUGAGCAACCUUUGACAAAAUCACUAUCUAAAAAUAAUACAAAUUCUCUGGAAACUAAUGAAAUCUCUUCUAACGACUUUGAUGGAAAAGAUCUAAUCCAUUCGCCAAAUGAUAACAUAAAGCAAUGCAUUGAUGAAUCUAUCACGAAUAAAUCGAAAACUCAAAUCUUCAGGAGAUCUCAAUCUUUCAAAGAGAACUGCACUGUGUCCACUGAAGAGUCAUUUAAAGGCAUUUCAAGUCACAGUGAUAUUGAAAUUACGCAACCUGUAAAUCCCAAGAAUACCUCCUCGAAAACAAAAAGACUGAAUAAAAGAUCAAAGCUUCCAAAGAGCGGUGAACCCAGUUCAAAUGAAUCUAUAAUAAAACAAGACGAAAUUGGUAGCUUAGAACCAUGUGAUAUUGAAAUGAAUUUUAUUGAUAGAAAUGAAUCAGUUCAUAACCAAUCAAAUUCUGAUAUUGUCAACAAGAGAACAAGGAAAAUCUCUCAAAAACGAUCAAAAUCAUUGAAAGGAGUGGAAUCCAUAUCAGCUGAGGCUGCUGAGAUUGAAGUAUUAGGUAGUAACGAAACUGCUUUAUUAGAGAAUACAAUAACAAAGAGACCUACCAGGAGUUCUCGAUCUGUAAAAAAUACUAUAAGUUCUAUGUCGCAGCCUGAAAAGUUUUCAGAAGAAAAACUAGUCGGCAAUGUUGAAGUGCUAAUGCAUCCUGUAGUCCAGGAAUCACAAGAACUAGUCGAAUUGGACUCUAAAUCCAUAUCUUUGACAAAGUUUGACACUGAAGCUUUUUGUAGCACACCAGGUGAAACAGAUAAAUCUGAAGUAAAUCCUUCUGACAAAUAUAACAAACCAUCUAAGAGAACCAGUUCCUUGAAUAAACUUCCCAGUUUUAAGAUACCUGUUGAUAACAUCAAUAAAGAAGAAACCCAAUAUCAGCCAGUGUCUGAUGCCUUUUCACCAAUCGAAAAUCCUAAUACGAGGUCUAGAUCGGUAAAAAUAACGAAUCCGUCUGAAAUUAAUUUCCUAACUUUGUCUAAGGAAGAACCAAUUAAAAGUGUCAAUCAAAUGAACUUGUCAGUUACAAAUGACAAGGAGAAAAACGAAAUAAAUAAUGACAAAACUAUACCAGAUAUCCAUCUGGAAACACAUGAGACUGAAUCUGCUAUAGAUAAGAUCUCGUUGUUACCACAUGAAAAUGGUUCCAGAUCGCUCAGAAAAAAAUCAGCUGUGAACUAUUCAGAAAUCGAGGAAAAUAAUGACUCGUCCAACCCUAUCACGACAACUGAAAAAGUUUCUGCUAGAAAUGAUGGAGAACCAACGGUCAACGUAAAGAAAAACAAAGCUAGAAAGUCAAAUACAAACAAAGUUGGCAAUGAAUCUGUAUUUGAUAUGGAAGAUUCAGAGAAACGCAAUCCCUGUAUUAUUUCCAAGAUCUCCAACACUGAAAUUUCAGCAGAAAAUGCUCACUGUGUAGUUCCUAUUAGAAAUGAGGAUUGCUUAAUGAAAGAAAUUUCAGGGGUUACUGUUAGCCUACAGGGGGAAACAGUUUUCAAUGGAAACAUUCCAGAAAAUACAAUAGAAACCUCAAAUAUUUUACCAAGUUCCACGAAACAGACGAAAAAGUCAUCUAGAAACGGGAAAGUAAUUAGAAAAAAAAGAACAAAAUCUAGAGCGACUGUUGGAGUUCGUCUCCAACCUCCAACACUUGAGAAUUUGACCAAAGAUAUCCAGAUAUCGCCUAGUACAGUUACUCAGAUCGAUAAAGAUGUACCUAACCACGUGAGUGAUGUUACGUCCAAACAGCUAGACAUUAAAGAACCUCCUAUUAAGAUAAUCAUUAAUACUCAAAAGACCAGGAGGAAAUCUAAGAGUAUCAAAAAAAUUGGCCACAAAGGCCAAAACGACUUGUUCGAAGAUUUCUCACUGGUCAUAAAGAAGAAGAGAUCUGCUCCACUGAUAGCUUUCACUCCCCCUAAUACCUUCGCAGAUGAAACUACGUAUCCUUUAUUUCUUUCAAGGCCAAUAGAAAAGCGACUCAGUCCAGAAAAGAAGGAGCCAGAAGUAGACGAUUUGGAUGUGUCAGUAGAGGAAAUGGAUAUGGAAAUAGAUGAGAUUCCGAUAACGUCCAAUAUCAUAGAGAAUAGUCUGAGCUUGGCUUUGCCUAUACCACUAGAGGGGCCUCCUUCUGAAACUGUACCGGAGGUGGUUCCCGAGGCUGUGCUAGAGAAAGUGGAAAUGGAAAUUAAGGCUACACGAGUCGAAAAAGAGAGCAAGAGUUUUGAAGGUUCCAAAGAAGAUUUGGACAUACUUGAAAAGCAAGACUCUCCGGAGGAGCUUGUAUUUUCAGAGAAGCAACUAACAUCUGAAAUUUCACAAAAAAUACCAGAGAAAAAGACUGAAUUGGUUUCCCCAAAGAAGGGAAAAAGAAAAUCGAAAAGUAAAUCUUUACGGAAGGAUUCCUCAAAAACUACCUCAGAGGUCAACGAUCAGGUUGAUGAAUUAAUUAUUGAAAGUUCAGAUCAGCCUGAAUUUUCGCAGUUAUUCGCCAGCAAAAAAUUAGAAUCAAUUUCUGGAUGCAACACAUAUGCUACAGAGAAACAUGUUGACAUGGAUGAAAUUGAAGCUGUAAAAACACCUGACUUGAUUGAACCUGUAUAUAAGACAAUUGAUAAUCACAUUUCUGGGGAGCUUUCCACUAAAGAAGUAGAUAUAGAUCGUAUAUAUGCCUUUUCUGAGACAGAAGACUUCGAAUUGGAAAAACCAAUAGAGUUGCCUGGGAGGUUUCCUAGAAGCAAGGAUGAUGAGUUGCGUGUUUUAGAUGAACCGCUUACGAAGACCGUCACAAAAAAGAAAGCCAAACUUUCUGAAGAACUUGUGCCGGAAGAGAAACAGGAAACCAGCUUUGGGGAAAUCAAAGAAAGUGAAACCGAAUCUAAGAAUUUUGGGAGAAGAAAAUCCAUGCGUAGUGCCAAAAUCAAAGCUCUCGAACAUAUUCACGACGACGCCGUGGCAGAUUUGACUGAGAGCGAACGACAUUCAAAUUCGAAAGCUAUGCAAAGUUCAGUAAACGAGAUGGUUGACAGUGUGUCGAAAAAAAGUUCCAGUAAAAAACAAAAGAAGUCUCUGAAACCUUCGCCGUUGAUCGAAGGCUUGAAUUUUUCUCGCGGGGCAAUAGACGGCGAAUCUCCCAUUCUGGCAGAACUUGUUGCGGAGCUGCACGGUUUAGAGGAAUUGGAGAACAGCAUCGAACGUGAACUGAGCGCUGAAAACGAUGAAAAAGUGGAGGACAAAGAAUCUGUUGAUGUUUCUCUUGACAUUGUAAAUUCUCAUCCUGAUCCCGCUGCUAUGGAAGACAACCAAGAACGCAGGAGAAGUAGAAGGGGCUCUAAGAAAGUCGCCUCCUACAACGAAAACGAUCUCGUAGAUCCGAUUCUCGACGAAAUAGAAGGGAAAAAGAAAACGAAGAAGAUUGUCCCAUCCGAAAGUAAGGUAUCAAAAAAGGCAAAAGAGCCCGUGAAAAAAUUGAACAGCGAGGAGUUAUUCGAUUUGUUGAAAGCAUCGACUGAUAGCAUUUACGUACCAAAACAACAGAACUCUUUUCUGAAUAACCUAGAGGAUACGUCUAGAGACUUGAACGACGAUAACUUUGAUAGCGUCUUUAACGGCGCCUUGAAAAAAUCCGUUGUUUUGGGUCAAAGCACGGAAGUCAAAAGCAAGGUAGACAUCGAGAAAGUUUACGAAUUCACAGAAAGCCCGGAGGAUAGCGAGAAGGCAGUAGACGAACCGUCUACAAAAAGAAAUUCGGUCUGUGCCAAACCACCAGUUGACGAUACCGUUUCUUCAAUAUCAAACUCGUCUUUCCUGCUCCCUACUCCUGACUUACAAGACUCCAGCAGGGACAGCGGUGUCAAAGUUCUGAGAAGUGACAGGUCAGAAAACUACUGCCAGAUUUGCAACAAGUCCUUCAUCAGGAUAGAAAAUUUGAUCAAGCACAAGCGUACGCUGACCCACAUUCAAAAAUUGUCCGAACUUGAGGCGAGAGAAGCAGAAAAAUCUAAGACUGAUGAAGUAACAGGACUGAUUGAAACCGCAGAGGCAGAGGAGAUACCAGCGGAAUCGCUACAAGAUGCUGGAUGCGUCGUUGAAGCUGAAAGUCAUUCUUUAACAGUACAGUCUUCGUUCUCUAACAACCAUAGUCUGAAACUCGCUGACAUUAUCAACGACGUCCUUAAUAAACCGGUAUCGCUGGAGAAAGAAGAACACAUGUUUUCUGACAUUCUGCAGGAUACCAACGAACUCCAGGCUGAGGUGAAAAGGUAUAAAAGCUUGGGCGAGCGUAAGAGUUUCGACUCUGAAAGUGCCUUGCCGAGCGAUCGUGCUGUAUCGGAUUCCUUCGAGUCCAAAACUAUGAUUCUAGAAAAGCAAAUAAGCCUGUUGGAGGGCAUAAUCGAACACCAAGCCACCAAUAACUACAUUGAUGAUAUCUCUAUCUCGUCUGAUAGUCUCUCCGGAAGGCAAAGCCCCUCUGAUGUGGGCUCCAAGCUGGAAGAUGAAGCUACCAGAAAUGACUUGCCUAAACCGCUUGCUGAUGACGGUAGCUUCAUCAAGCCUGUUCAGUAUGAGGAAAUUUCCGAGGAUAGCGCUAACUUACGUAACUACGAAGAUCAGAAAUUGAGGAAGACACUUAAUAGAGAUGAAGAGUUGUUUCUGGAAUGCUGCAGUUUGCUGAAAAGCGGCUCGGAGGUGUCCAGCAGCUAUUCCAAUAAACGAUUGCAGAAUAAAGUUAUGAGUACGGGGGGUCUCAGGCAGGUCGACGAGCCCGAGUGGCUGGAAAAGAAAAGUUUGGUGCAAAAGCCGCAAUAUGAUAUUAUUGAUGACUCCGAUGACAACUCUAGAAUCCCGACACCUUUGGGAGAUAGUUACGAUGACGAUGCUUCCAAUUCCAAUACGAUUUCUUCCAACUGGGAUAUGACUGACAGAGUUCCGGAAGUUUGUCAAGAUGGGAGGAAGACUCGAGACAAAAAGUUCCACUUCGAGGAGAUUUCCAAGGAGAAGCUUCAGGAUCAGAGCGGCUUGAAAUUCGAGGGACUAUUAGCAAGUGAUAGAACCGGUUUUUCUACCGAGGAUGUCGGCAAUUUUCCAAAGAAGACCAGAACAGAUACGAGUUCCGAAGGUUCCUCUAAUGACCCCAAGAGGGUCAUCACUAAAGGUGCUAGAAAAGUAUUCGAGGGCCUUAAAGUUUCCAUCCCUACCGAAGAACUGAAUUUAGAAGAGGUCCUCAACAGUAGCCCAAAGCCCAGGAAAUUAUCCAAAGAGAGUCACCUUAAAUCAGACAAACUGACUGGAUCCCCCACUCUCCCAGUAAAAGCCCCCAGAAAAUCGAAGCCUGUUAAGAAGUCUCAAGUGGGUAGUAAUCUCUUGUUCAAGGUGAACAAGAAGAAGGUCCUGUCUCCUGGUAGCGGAAAGAAUGGUGAUAGCAAAAACUAUGACGUCUACGAUUUUGAAGAAACCCAAGAUGGGACUGACGUGUUCACGAAACCAGACUACCGAACGUUCAGAACCCUGAAGAAUGGCGAACCGUCCAAUGAGCUCGAGAGCGAAACUGACAGCAGAGAGUACCUGGACACCUUCAGCUUGGGACCGGAAUCUGUGACUUCCAGCACUUCCUCCCUGCCGCCUGCGAAGAAGCCGAAGACGCAGGAAAACAUCACCAAAAAGAAGUGCAUGAUCAUGGGGAGGAUCUUCAAGAAUACGGCUGCGAAAACGAAAAUCGAAGACAUCGACGAGGAAAUCCGGGAUAUACCGAUUAUGAACCAUGAAGAACUGGUGGAGAGCUACGUCGCGGAUUGCAAGAAGGUUAUCAGGAACGAGGGCAAGCCAAGGUUGUCUGAGACGGAAAUAAAUGUGCUUUUUGACCAGCUGCUCGAGAAUAGGACUAGCGACAAAGAGGGCGCUAGUAGUAGCGUCAAUAAAACGACUCCCAAACAAAAACAGGACCUUAAAAAAGCGGAGAAUAAGAAGAAAGUUAAAGCGAAAGGCAAAAAAAGAGCCCGUACCAAUUCCGCAUCUAGCGACGAUGAAUUCAGCCUGAACAAAACGAUUAAGAAACGCUCGAGCAAGAAGAACGGCAAGGAGGAAGACAACUGCAUCAACCUUGAGCAAGAACUAAAGGAGUGCAUCGGAGUGGCCAGUCGCAAAAGCCAAAGGAAAUGCACGAGCGGAAAGCAGAACGUUCUCAUGGAGUACUGGAGCUCCGAUGAAUCUCAGUUCGAGGCAAUACUGGAGACCCAGAGAGCGGCAGAACCGGAGGUCGCUGAGGCAUCACCAGCAGUUGAACCGCCCAUCGCCGAGGAACAGCCAAAAGAUCAGGAGGUGUUUGACAAACCGAAAUCUGUUAGCAAAAAGCCUCACAAGAAAAAGCUGACAGAGAGAAAGAAGAGCAAGUCCCACGACCCUGCAGCCAUGGCGGACACUGCCACAUCAAAUAGGAGAAAGAGAGCUGCCCCCGAUCCGCUAUAUCACUGGUCAAGUUCCUCAGAGGAUGAAGCCAACGACCUCAUCGAGGUGAGGUCUUCACGGGACGAGCUGGAAGACGAAGAAGACAGGCCUGUACAGCAUGGGUGGAUAGUGGGCGAGUCUCCGAAGAAGCUCGUGAUGAUGCUGGCCCAGGCAAAGGGCAAAAAAACUGACAUUGACUGUGUUAAAGAGCAGGGCAAGAAACGGACUAACGCCGUUAGUUGACGGUGAUCGGUAAAAGUUUAGUUGGUGCACCAGCACUUUAUAACAGCGUGCACCUUAAUUGUGUAAAUUCAUUCGUGCUAGGGCUAUUCAAGAUUGUACAGUUUUCCUUAGGUGUAAGACUAAAUUGAAUAUUCUAAGAGGCAGCUUGUAUUGUACCCCUCUAAAUGUCCAAUGUUUUAGUAUCUUUCGAUAAGGCACUAAAAUGGUUCGAUUUUUUUUUAUACUAAUCUGAAUAGGUUUAUUCAAAGAGAAUUUUUUUUUUUUUAGUUCAGAAUUGAUAUACUUUUUUUCGUUAAUUUUUAUAUGGAUAAUGAAUGUUGUUUGUAUUUUACGUUGUUUAUGUAAUUGGGUAGUGCGUGGAUUAGCUGCCAAUAUUGCCAUUUUUUUUAUAAAAAUAUCGUGAGCAGAAAUGUAUAAAUAAAUUUUGUUAAAGUU
Molecule: messenger RNA, 16017 nt
Organism: Leptinotarsa decemlineata (Colorado potato beetle)
Lineage: Eukaryota; Metazoa; Arthropoda; Insecta; Coleoptera; Chrysomelidae
Source: RefSeq, a predicted model, not a curated record